Molecule: messenger RNA, 1002 nt
Organism: Dovyalis caffra
Lineage: Eukaryota; Viridiplantae; Streptophyta; Magnoliopsida; Malpighiales; Salicaceae
Source: the annotation of a GenBank genome assembly
AUGACGGUGGUACGAGAGAGAAGGCACCAACAAGCACUAAGUCUAUCCCUACCAUCCCCGACAUCGUCAGCUGACUUCUGGCUUCAGACCCACUCGCCAUCAUUAUCAUUGCCCAUUAGCCCAGAUUUUCCGAACAUAGAAAAGCUCUCAGACCUCGAAAAAUUGGCGGUUCUUGGCCACGGCAAUAGUGGCACGGUCUAUAAAGUACGGCACAAACGCAGCUCCUCCAUAUUUGCUUUGAAAAUCCUCCGUUUCGACCAAAACUCCACUUUAAUUCGCCAACAAGCAGCAAGGGAGGCAGAGAUCCUUAAAUGUGUUAAUUCACCUUAUAUUGUCCGGUGCCAUGCGGUUUUUGACAGUGAGGAUGACUUGUACUUUGCGAUGGAGCACAUGGAAAGAGGAUCACUGAACGAUGUUCUGCGUGUACGCAGAAUACUGCCCGAGCAUGUCAUAUCUGGUGUGACACAAUGUGUUCUGAACGGGUUACAUUAUCUCCAUGAGAUGCAGAUUGUGCACGGGGACAUAAAACCCUCAAAUCUACUGAUAAAUGCUAAAGGAGAUGUUAAGAUUGCAGAUUUUGGAGCGAGCAGGGUUAUUGUGGGGGGCAAACAAGAUUCGUAUGAGACUUACAUGGGAACAUGUGCAUACAUGAGCCCUGAAAGAAUUGAUCCUGAGAGAUGGGGUGGGGAUGCCGAUCAUGGAUUUGCAGGAGAUAUCUGGUCGCUUGGAGUGGUAGUUUUGGAGUGCCUUGUUGGUCAUUAUCCGUUGAUUGGUUGUGGAGAGAAACCCGACUGGGCAGCAUUGGUGUGUGCUAUAUGCUUCGGGGAGAGAUUCGAAAUGCCGAAGAAUGCAUCCAGCAUGAUUCAAAGUUUUGUUAGGAGGUGUCUAGAGAAGGACUGGAGGAAGAGAGGGACCGUGGAUGAGCUUCUUGAUCAUCCUUUCGUGAGCCAGGUCGGGUGUGAAUCUAGACAAGGAGUAGCUGAUUUUGCUUUGAGUGGUUGA